Molecule: messenger RNA, 4778 nt
Organism: Danio aesculapii
Lineage: Eukaryota; Metazoa; Chordata; Actinopteri; Cypriniformes; Danionidae
Gene: gria1b
Product: glutamate receptor, ionotropic, AMPA 1b
Exons: 16
Coding region: 289-3042 (917 amino acids)
Biological process (GO): synaptic transmission, glutamatergic; modulation of chemical synaptic transmission
Cellular component (GO): dendritic spine; postsynaptic membrane; AMPA glutamate receptor complex
Molecular function (GO): AMPA glutamate receptor activity; transmitter-gated monoatomic ion channel activity involved in regulation of postsynaptic membrane potential
Source: RefSeq, a predicted model, not a curated record
GAGCGCGCGCGGUGAUGGUGUUGAGAAAGCGAUCAAGAUCCGCGUUGACUUUCUCCUGCUGACAUUACAGAGAGUGUGUUCAGUUGUGAGUAGGUCUGUUUGAGACACGUUUAUUCAGUCAGCACCACAGUUUUACAGUACCAACAGGACUUACCAACAGGGAUUCACUGCGCUCUGCUGGCUCUGCGUUACAGCCAUGGGUUCAAUGUGAGUGAAGAGACAAAAGACUUUUGGAUAUAUAUCAUAUAUGUUUGGCUUUUGGCGUGUUUCUCAAAUGCAAACGGAAAUAUGUGGCAAAGCUUCGUCCUACUCUUAACCGGUUUGCUUGGGUUGUGUUCAUGUUCAAGUUUCCCAAGUAACAUCAACAUAGGAGGUUUGUUUCCAACCGACUCCCAUGAAUACGAUGUGUUCCGUUUCGCCCUCUCGCAGCACAAUGAUGUUCCUAAACUGGUACCACAAGUGGAUAUGGUGGACACGGGGAGCAGCUUUGCCAUGACAUACGCCUUUUGUUCGCAGUUCUCCAAAGGAGUCUACGCCAUCAUCGGCCUGUAUGACAGGAAGACCAUGAACAUGCUGAUGUCGUUCUGCGGUGCUUUGCACGUAUGUUUCGUCACGCCGAGCUUCCCCAUCGACACUAACAACCAGUUUGUGAUCCAGCUGAGACCUGAGCUCCAGGACGCUCUGAUCGCCCUCGUCGAGCAUUACAAGUGGAAAAAGUUCGUCUACAUGUACAGCUCAGACUCAGGUCUGACAGUGUUGCAGAAGAUCUUGGACACUGCGGCUGAGAAGACCUGGCAGGUGACGUCCAUAAACUUUGACACACUGACAGAAGCGGCAUUCCUGAAAGCCAUCCAAGAUCUGGAAAAUAAAAAGGAGUUCAAGAUCAUUCUGGACUGCGAGCUGGAGAGACUCAACUCCAUCUUAAACCUGAUCGCAGCGCAGAAAAAGAACUUGAAGAACUACCAUUACAUACUAGCAAACCUGGGAUUUCUGGAUCUUAAUCUCACUGAGUUCAGGAAGGGAGGUGCAAAUGUGACAGGCUUCCAGCUGAUGAACUACACAAACCCUACUGUCAGCAGGACAAUACAAGACUGGCUGGAGUUUGACAGCAAAGACUUGAAAAGCCCCAAAAGGAGACUCAAGUACACUGGAGCGCUCACAUAUGAUGGGGUGACUGUCAUGGCCACUGCCUUCCAGAAUCUGAGAAAGCAGCGCAUUGAUAUCUCACGCAGAGGGAAUGCAGGAGAGUGUCUGGCAAACCCUCCUGCACCCUGGGGUCAGGGCAUCGACAUCCAGAGAGCCUUACAGCAGGUGCAGUUUGAAGGACUUACAGGACAUGUUCAGUUUAAUGACAAAGGACAUCGAACCAACUUCACUGUCAGCGUGAUGGAGUUUGGCCCAAGCGGACCCAAGAAAGUGGGCUACUGGAAUCAACGUGAGAAAUAUGUGAGCACAGCUACUUACAGCAACAUGCUCAACGAGACGUUCGGACUGCAAAACAGGACCUACGUCGUCACCACCAUCCUGGAAGCUCCAUAUGUGAUGCUGAAGAAGAACCACGAGCAGUUAGUGGGGAAUGAUAAAUAUGAGGGUUACUGUGUAGAGCUUGCGGCAGAAAUCGCCAAACACGUGGGAUAUUCCUACAGACUGGAGCUCGUGGGAGAUGGAAAGUAUGGAGCCAGAGACGCAGAGACAAUGAUGUGGAAUGGGAUGGUUGGAGAACUAGUGUAUGGCAAAGCAGAUGUUGCUGUGGCCCCCCUCACCAUUACUCUGGUCAGAGAAGAGGUCAUUGACUUCUCCAAGCCCUUUAUGAGCUUAGGAAUCUCCAUCAUGAUCAAAAAACCCACCAAAUCCAAACCUGGCGUCUUCUCCUUUCUGGACCCGCUAGCCUAUGAGAUCUGGAUGUGCAUUGUGUUUGCUUAUAUUGGUGUGAGUGUGGUGCUGUUCCUGGUCAGCCGCUUCAGUCCGUACGAGUGGCAUGCAGAUGAUGAAGAGGAAACAGCAGAUCAGCAAAACCAGAACCAACCACCAUCACCAGAACCAAACCAGUCGCCCAACCAGAGUCAGAACCAGCGAGAGGAGAAGCAGGAGAAACAACCGGAGCACACCAAUGAGUUUGGGAUCUUCAACAGCCUGUGGUUUUCCCUCGGAGCCUUUAUGCAGCAAGGAUGCGAUAUCUCACCAAGAUCUCUCUCUGGUCGUAUCGUCGGAGGUGUGUGGUGGUUCUUCACUCUGAUUAUCAUCUCCUCCUACACAGCCAACCUGGCUGCCUUCCUCACUGUGGAAAGGAUGGUUUCACCCAUCGAGAGUGCAGAGGAUCUGGCUAAGCAAACGGAGAUUGCUUAUGGGACUCUGGAUGGAGGAUCCACUAAAGAGUUCUUCAGGAGAUCAAAAAUCGCAGUAUUUGAGAAGAUGUGGUCCUACAUGAAGUCCGCAGAGCCUACAGUGUUUGUGAAGACAACAGACGAAGGCGUCGUGCGAGUAAGGAAGUCCAAAGGGAAGUAUGCUUAUCUGCUGGAGUCCACAAUGAAUGAAUAUAUCGAGCAGCGCAAACCUUGUGACACCAUGAAGGUGGGAGGAAAUCUGGACUCAAAAGGUUAUGGAGUGGCCACACCUAAAGGAUCUGCUCUGAGAAACCCAGUAAACCUGGCAGUGUUAAAACUGAACGAGCAGGGCCUGUUGGACAAAUUGAAAAACAAAUGGUGGUACGACAAGGGAGAGUGUGGCAGCGGAGGAGGUGAUUCCAAGGAUAAGACCAGUGCUCUGAGCCUCAGUAAUGUGGCUGGAGUUUUCUACAUUCUGAUUGGUGGGCUUGGGCUGGCCAUGCUGGUGGCCCUGGUCGAGUUCUGUUACAAAUCAAGAAUCGAGUCUCGAAGGAUGAAGCAAAUCAUCGACGCUGCAAUGCUCAGCUCCUCACUGACUAGGAUGGGUAGCGGAGGUGAGAAUGGUCGUGUGAUGGCCCAUGACUUCCCCAAAGGGGCACAGACUUUGCCAUGUAUGGGCCAGGCGGCCGCCAUGGGCCUCAGCACCACUGGGAUGUAAACAGCCAUCAUCCUCCCCAAAAUAACGGGACAUCAGGAGACUAAUGGAAAGAGUGGAAGAUGAUGUGAGAGACACUGUAGCGUACAUCUCACCUGCCACUGAAGUACUGCCAAAUGGAUUCAUUGACACACUCUGGGCUCCAAACGAAAUUAGAUAAGGAGGGAGGAAAAUUACUUUUCUAAUAUCAAGAUGUGGCUGUUUUUUUUUUUUUUUUGGGAGAUGUUUUGCAAUAAGGAGACCACGUGUGAGGUGUUUUUGUAUGAAGUAUCACUUUUGAGAGAACAGAGUUUUCCUUCAAUUCUACUCAAAAUUACUGACAAUGUUUUUUUGUCGUUUCAUUUCGUUUCAUUUCGUUUUUGUCGUUUUUCAAAUGUCGUUUCAUUUCCCACAAAUCCCUCCAAAUUUCCUGAUUAUGAUCAUGUUAUUGUCUUCAUCUGCCUUAUAUAUCCGACACACAUCUGAAGGACAUUUUAUUUGAAAUAUUUAACCAUAGUUUCACAUCAUUUUUACAGUGUCAGAUAGUGACGUUGAAGUAUGUAAUUUCUGUGUUACUGGCAUACCCACGGCGAAUUGCAAAAGUGUGUUCAUCAUUGACUGGAAAAACAGAUAUUCCUCUCCUAAAAUCACAAGUUGGCUGGGUUAGGAAGUACAUCAUCUAAUGCUUACUACAGUAUAUAAUGUGAAAAAGGGGACAUUUGCAAAUCAAAUAAUUGAAAUGCAGAGCACAUUCAAAAGCUUUACACUCACCAGGCACAGCUACACAAUCCAGAUAAAUGUCAACUAACAUAGCAUCAGUAAAUAUGAAUAAUAGGUGAAGAUAUCAGAGUUCCACGGCCAGACACCACCAUUUUUGGCCACUACUACAGUUGCAUAUUGAUUUGGAAAAGGACGUAUUUUAAGUAUUGCUCCCUGAAAUAUUAUGCCUGUUUCAGAUCUGAUAUGAAUUCAUAUUUCUUUUGUGCAACGCCAAAGAACUUAGUUAGGUCAGGUUUGGAUCAGCACAAGGGUGAGUAAAUGAAUAAUUAAGGCCCAAGUAUUCAAAUUACAUUAGUCAACUUAUACUUAGGGAUUUUAAAUUUAAGGUUACUCUAGUUCUACCUGCGCAGGAUUUGAUGGACUGGUCAAGUGUGACGUGGUCACAUUAACAUCAAGUCACUAGUGUUCCUCUUGAGGUCAGGGGAGUGAGGUUUACCCACAUAUACUCACCACCACCAAUCCUCAAAUCCAACCAGGUCACGGCACCAUAGAGUGGGCACCAAAAUCACUGGUGUGCUUCUUGAGUCUUCCUGUCACAGCUCCUUCUUUCUGCCCUCUGUAACAUUAACCCCCUUAAUCACACUGCCAAUCUACUCACAGACCUGCUUUUACUUGCCUCAUUCUGAUAGUGACUUGAACCAGCAUUUCCAGCAUGGGCAUACUAACAAGAAAAUAUGAAGUCUGGAGACUGUUUUUUCAUGUGGCUGCUGUUUUAAAAGUGCAAUCGAGGCUGCGGUGGGAAGAAACCCAGAAGUAUUGUCUGGAGUCACACGGGAAUGUUGUGCACCUGUCUGUAUAUCUUAUCAGGGAAGAGAAAGUAACACAAAGCUAUAAUUUCACCACCUUUUGAGUGACCUGAAGGUCCAUUCUAAAAGGAUAGUGAAAAUAAAAAGGGAUAUCAGACCUCAUUUUAGUGAAAGUUAAGUGAAAUGACUCUAGUUAGCUAACGUUUUCUUUCCCAAACACACGUUUUAGAUGCC